This is a messenger RNA of Hyalella azteca, 1593 nucleotides long. RefSeq lists its product as uncharacterized. Gene Ontology annotation, molecular function: GTP binding; GTPase activity. The transcript is spliced from 7 exons. Gene Ontology annotation, biological process: cytoplasmic translation. Gene Ontology annotation, cellular component: cytoplasm. The record is from RefSeq and is a predicted model, not a curated record. Bases 1 to 1041 code for a protein of 346 amino acids. Lineage: Eukaryota; Metazoa; Arthropoda; Malacostraca; Amphipoda; Hyalellidae.
AUGAUCUUGUCUCCUACAGCAACCGAGUAUCACUUGGGUGUCCUGAAGGCAAAGCUAGCCAAGUAUCGGUCACAGCUGCUUGAGCCGACCGGCAAGAAGGGAGAGAAAGGAGAAGGUUUUGAUGUUAUGAAAAGUGGCGAUGCCAGGGUGGCUCUCAUAGGUUUUCCUUCUGUUGGUAAGUCAACACUGCUGAGCACUCUCACCAACACCGAGAGUGUUGCUGCCAACUACGAGUUCACGACCUUAACAUGCAUCCCUGGCGUGAUCGAAUACAAGGGCGCCAACAUCCAACUGCUGGACUUGCCUGGGAUUAUCGAAGGCGCCUCGCAAGGCAAAGGGCGCGGCCGACAGGUUAUUGCCGUGGCGCGCACGGCAGACUUGGUCCUGAUGAUGUCGUGUACAGGUUAUUGCCGUGGCGCGCACGGCAGACUUGGUCCUGAUGAUGUCGUGUACAGGUUAUUGCCGUGGCGCAUUUACUUCAAACAGAAGAAAAUGGGAGGGCUGAAGUUCAACGCGACGUUGCCGCUCACUAAGAUGGAUGAGCGGAUGGUGCAGAUGAUCUUGCACGAGUACAAGAUAUUCAAUGCCGAAGUGAUUUUUCGUGAAGACUGUGGAGCUGACGAGCUUAUUGACGUGAUCUCCGGCAACCGCGUGUACAUGAACUGCCUCUACGUUUACAACAAAGUCGACCAAAUCUCCAUUGAAGAAAUUGAUAGGAUAGCGCACCAGCCUAACUGCAUAGUCGUCAGUUGCAACAUGAAGCUAAACCUGGACUACCUGCUCGAGCGCCUCUGGGAGAGCCUUGCCAUGCUGAGGAUAUACACGAAGAAGCCAGGCUCUCCACCUGACUUUGGCGACCCGAUCAUCAUGAGGGGAGGGUCUACAGUGGAGCAUGUGUGCCAUGCCAUCCACCGCUCCAUCGUAGCUGUCUUCAAAUACGCGCUCGUUUGGGGAACGAGUACGAAGUUCAACCCGCAACGUGUCGGUCUGCACCACGUAGCCCACGAUGAAGACGUCAUCCAGAUUGUCACGAAAAAAUAACCCACUUAAUACGUAGAUCGAAUUUGCAAUUUCUAAAUUGAUUUCAUGAGAAAAAUUCUUAUCGUGGUUACAAUUAAUUUUGUAAAACGGAGAGCAGAAAUAGUUCACUUCUAAAUAAUAAACAGAUUACCCUUAUGAAUGUUCCGAUUUGAUAUUAAAAUCGAAAUGCCUUAACCUAAAUUUCCUUACAACUUCCUUGUGUUGCUUAGUGCUUAGUCUGAGCUACUAAUUCGUCUGUUUUGUAUUAAUAACUUCAUCCUGCUCGUUUUAUAUCUUUUCAGGGGUACAAUGCUACAUCAAGAUAUUUGUGUUGGACGUACGAGUCAAAAAAGCUUAAGUAACUACAAUUUCAAUGAAAAUCGAAGUUUAAAAUUGGCGACUAGAAAUUUAGACUGCUGAAAAAGUUACUCGAUCUGAAAUAAUUGGAUUAGAAUUUCUUAUUUUGUGAAUUGUUCAAAUUUUAUUAGAAAAGAAAUAUUCAGUGGCUGUAGAAGUGGUGGUACAUCCACUUGCUGUUUUCUCCAAACCUGAAUAGAAUGAAACAAAUGUUUU